Puntigrus tetrazona (Sumatra barb) is the source of this 1784-nucleotide messenger RNA. It is a transcript of the gene ccr12a, whose product is annotated as chemokine (C-C motif) receptor 12a. The coding region runs from base 113 to 1171 and encodes 352 amino acids. The transcript has 2 exons. Lineage: Eukaryota; Metazoa; Chordata; Actinopteri; Cypriniformes; Cyprinidae. Gene Ontology annotation, cellular component: membrane. The record is from RefSeq and is a predicted model, not a curated record. Gene Ontology annotation, molecular function: chemokine receptor activity. Gene Ontology annotation, biological process: G protein-coupled receptor signaling pathway; chemotaxis; immune response.
GAUUUUUACAAAAGCCACAACGUGACUUUAUCAGUUCUGUCAGUGCUGCUGAGAGAUUAACACAUUGCUCUACCAAAGGCAUCGCCAAAAUCUGACCUGAUUAACCAGAAAGAUGGAAUUGGAAGAUGACUUCUACAAUUUUUUCAACGAAUCCAAUGACACAGUAUACGCAGGACAAGUCGUAACUAUAGAGGUUCCUUUAUGCAAGAAAAACAGCGUGAUUGAGUUCGGAGCAGCGGUUCUCCCAGCCUUCUACUACACCAACUUCUUUCUGAGCUUGAUUGGAAAUGGACUGGUGCUGUGCAUCAUUUACAAAUAUGAGAAGCUCAGCACGGUAACCAACAUAUUCUUGCUCAACCUCGUAAUUUCGGACCUCAUCUUUGCCUCCAGUCUACCUUUCUGGGCAAUCUACCACAAAUAUGAAUGGAUCUUUGGCAGAGGUCUUUGCAAGUUGGUGGGAAGCUGUUAUUCCAUCGGCUUCAACAGCUCCAUCCUCUUCCUCACCCUCAUGACCUUUGACCGCUACCUCGCGGUGGUCCAUGCCAUCUCUUCAGCCCAGAGCAGGAGGACGAACUACGCGUUUGCCUCAUCCGCCGCUGUCUGGUUGCUCAGUAUUUUGGCCAGUAUAAAGGACAUAGUUUUACACGACGUGAUGAAAGGAGGAGACAACUUGCUGUGUGAAAUGUCCGGUUACCACCAGAAAUUCCUCACAAAAUGGGAACUGUUUGGUUAUUAUCAGCAGUUUUUCCUUUUCUUCUUGGUUCCUCUGUGUAUCGUCUUGUACUGCUACAUCCGCAUAACCAUCAAGAUCAUGUCCACUCGCAUGAAGGAGAAGUGCAGGGCGGUCAAACUCAUCUUUGUCAUCGUCUUCACCUUCUUCAUCUGCUGGACGCCUUACAACGUGGUCAUCCUGUUGAAAGCCGUCAAGACGUCCUAUGAAGAGCAGCAAGAUUGCUCAGACUCCCUCGACUAUGCGCUGUACAUCACGCGAAACUUUGCUUACCUGUACUGCUGCAUCUGCCCCGUCUUCUACACCUUUUUGGGGAAGAAGUUUCAAAACCACUUUCUGAAGCUUCUGUCCAAGCGUGUCCCGUGUCUGAAGAUCAAUGCUGCCAUGCUGUCAACAACCAGCAAAUCCACAUCAAUCAGGAGCCCGAACACUGACUACUGAGCUUUCGCCUGAAUAACAAGACUGUGGUUUGUGAGCGAAAUAAAAAAACGAACAAUCCAAAGGGUAAAUUCAGUAAUUUAUCAUUUAAUCUGAUAAGUUCGAGUUUUCAUAAUUUAGAAACCCAUUCCAAAAUGCACUUAAAGUGCUCUGUUUUUCGUGGAUGUUAAAAGUGCGUUUUAGUUUAUAUUCAUGGUCUCUCAAAAUAACAUAGUUGAGUACUCUUAGAUGACUUUUAAGUUUAUCUUAAGAAGUACUAAAGAAUAACUUUUAGUAUAUUAAGUAUGAAAAUUAGUGCGUGAAAACAGAGCACUUUAAUUACAUUAUGAAUGUGUACUUGUUUUUUACCUGGGAAAAGCAAUGAUGAUCAUUUCUGUUUGAUGUACAUAUGUAAAUAUGUUUUCACAAAUACAUAUACAAUAUAAAACACACACACACACACACACACACACACAUGUAUAUAUAUGGCAAAUUAAAAUAUAAAAACUUGUUUUGUAAGUUAUGAGUAGUUUCAAUUUAAGGGGGAAAAAAAGAGCAAAAAGAAAAAAAAAAGCUUCUGUGGUGAAAGAAUUUCAUUGGUCUGUGGAUUCCAAUAAAUCUCUCCUUCUUUGUGCAA